AUAAACCCUCUCUCCUCCGCGUACUGUUCUUCAACUUGCGUCAGUUGCGUGAGAUCGAGAUCGCCAGAUAUAGAGAGAGAAAGAGAGUAAAAUUGUAGGUCGAUCUUCAACUCGAUUUUCGGUGGCGAUUCGGCCUGAUGUACUCCAAGAGUUCAAGGUAUUCUCGUUCUCCUUCGCCAUAUGAAAGACGGUCAGACCCAAGGGCGGUGUCAAGGUCAAGGUCAAUUUCCAGGAGCCGAUCACGGAGCCGGGACGCAAGUAUUGAGAAUCCUGGAAACAAUCUCUAUGUGACGGGAUUAUCAGCCCGGGUUUCAAAGAGAGACCUUGAGAAGCAUUUCUCAAAUGAGGGAAAGGUGGAGGAUAUUCAUCUUGUGAUUGAUCCAUGGACAAGAGAAACUCGUGGAUUUGGUUUUGUGACGAUGUCAACUGUUGAGGAGGCUGAUCGUUGUGUCAAAUAUCUGGAUCGAUCUGUUCUGGAAGGCCGUGUUAUUACGGUGGAGAGGGCUAAGAGGCGUAGAGGUCGGACACCAACUCCAGGAAGGUAUCUUGGGCUGAGAACAGUAAGCGUUUUCGCUGUUGUAGCGCGACGUCGAUCUCCUAGUUACUCUCCCUACUCUCGGAGCCGUUCUCCUCAAUACUCUUCUGAACGAGAGAGAACCAGAUCACCCUCUCCUUACUAUGGUCGCUACAGACGGGGAAGGUCCUAUUCACGAUCUAGCUCUCCUUACGGCAGGUCACCCAUUAGCAGGCGUGAGCGGUCCGACUCUCCUUACGGGUCCAGGCACCGCCAAUAUUCACCAGAUAACUAUUACUAUCGGAGAAGCCGCCGCCAUCGGCCAGCUUCCCGGAGCAUUUCACCAAGGGUGAGGAGGGGGUCGAGGAGGAACUAUUCGCGCAGUGUCUCACCUAGGCCAAGGAGAAGUAUGAGGAGGAGCUAUUCACCCAGUAUUUCUCCCAGGCGCUCGAGGAGAAGUUACUCUCGUAGCAUUUCUCCUGUCUAUAGGAGGAGCUCAAGGAGGAGGAGUUAUUCUCGUAGCAUUUCUCUUGUCUAUAGGAGGAGCUCAAGGAGGAGUUAUUCUCGUAGUGUUUCUCCCAGUCCAAGGAGGAGAUUGCGGAGGAGUGCAUAUCCUGGGUCUUCACACAGGCAUGGAUACGAUCAGGACGGGUAUUCUUCUAGAAGCUAUUCUAGGAGCCCUAGUAAGAGUCCAUAUUCAAGAUCUGUUUCAAGGUCUGUUACUCCGACGUCUGCCUCACCUUCAUCAUGAGGAUUCGAGUUUCCUAGUUCUUAAUUGUCGGAGCUGUCUUUUAAGAACAUUUGACUGUAGUAGCUUAUUGUUCAUUCAGAUGAACCUAUGUUAUGUUUUUAUGCGGUUCCAAUAUCCUGUAUUCCACCGGGAGGCUCUUCAUUUCA
Messenger RNA from Rhododendron vialii, 1411 nucleotides. Its product is annotated as serine/arginine-rich splicing factor SR45a. Lineage: Eukaryota; Viridiplantae; Streptophyta; Magnoliopsida; Ericales; Ericaceae. The transcript is spliced from 7 exons. Gene Ontology annotation, cellular component: spliceosomal complex. Bases 138 to 1265 code for a protein of 375 amino acids. The record is from RefSeq and is a predicted model, not a curated record. Gene Ontology annotation, biological process: positive regulation of mRNA splicing, via spliceosome. Gene Ontology annotation, molecular function: RNA binding.